Onychostruthus taczanowskii (white-rumped snowfinch) is the source of this 2693-nucleotide messenger RNA. It is a transcript of the gene FBXO4, whose product is annotated as F-box protein 4. Gene Ontology annotation, biological process: protein polyubiquitination; SCF-dependent proteasomal ubiquitin-dependent protein catabolic process. The transcript is spliced from 7 exons. Gene Ontology annotation, cellular component: SCF ubiquitin ligase complex. The record is from RefSeq and is a predicted model, not a curated record. Bases 1 to 1182 code for a protein of 393 amino acids. Lineage: Eukaryota; Metazoa; Chordata; Aves; Passeriformes; Passeridae. Gene Ontology annotation, molecular function: protein binding.
AUGUACACUUCUGUUGCAUUAAAAGCACGCAGUCAAGGACUCCCGGACUGCGGUCCCAAGUGCAGCGCGGUCCCGGGCGGAGCGUGCGCGCGCGGCGCCAUGGCGGCGGGAGCGGGGCCGCGCGGCGCGGGGCGCACCGCGCCCGCCCCGCCGCCGGCGGCCCCGGACGGCGCCCAGGGAGUGAGCGCCCUGCAGACGCUGCCGAUCGACGUGCAGCUGAACAUCAUGUCCUUCCUCUCGCCCCAAGAUUUGUGCCGCCUAGGAAGCACGAGUUGCUACUGGAGGGCAGCUGUGCAAGACCCGUUGUUAUGGAGGUAUUUUCUCCUGCGGGAUCUCCCCUCUUGGACAUCUAUUGAUUGGAAAUCACUUCCAGAUGAAGAGAUUUUUAAUAAAGCCUUUUCAGAGGUCAGCGACAAUGCACUGUAUGAUUACAUGGCAGUAUAUAAAAGGAGCUGUCCUCAGGGUAGAAGAAGUUUGAAAUCCAGCCGUCCCCAGUAUGGGACUGUGACUUCCUUUUUGCAAGCACUGGUCACUCAGGCAGAACCUCGCUUUGCUAUGUUUGGGCCAGGUUUGGAACAGCUGGACAACUCUUUAGUACAAAAGAUGAUGACAUGCCCAGAAAUUCUGCUGGUAGCUGGCCUACCUCAUAGACAAAUUCAUGGAAUUGGAUCAGGAGUCAGUUUUCAGUUUAACAACAAUCAAAAAUUCAAUAUUGUGACAUUGUAUUCCACCACAAGUGUGGAAAGGAGGAGAGCAAGGGAGGAGCAAGCUGUUGCUGUGAAUAAGAUGUUUUACCAAGAGAAUAGCACAGAAGGGAACCAGCAAGCCAUGCACUACAGUGUCAUAGCUCAAGUGAGGAAGGUGUGCGAAGUAGUUGAUGGAUUCAUUUAUGUUGCUAAUGCAGAAGCUCACAGAGAACAUGAUCGUCAGGAGGAGCUGGCUCGUAUUUUGGCAAUGGUUGAUCCAGCCCUCGGGCCUCCAAACAGACCUCUGCUGGUUUUGUCCUGUGUGUCUCACACUGGUGUGAAAAGAAUUCCAUGUGUUUACGUGGCACAUCAGUUGCAACUAAAUCUGCUACAUCAGCCCUGGAUGAUGCAGGACACUGUAGCUGCAACUUUAGAUGGAUUGCUAAAUGGAAUUGAGUGGCUCUUGGAAGAAGCAAAUUAUAAAAGUGCUCAGUAGUUGCACUGUAUAAACCUUUUGGUGUUUUCCAUUUCAAUUGAAGUAAGAAUCUUGACCUUCCUGCCAGACUACUGUCAGAAGGGAAAACUGAUAAGGCAAACCUGCAUAUAUUUCACUGCACAUACUCAAAUUCUUAACAUUUUUCCAACUAUAGUCCUGAAUUAGAAGUACAAGUGGGAUUGCCUCGAUUCUAGCUGCGAUAAAGAAGUGAUUUGGAGGGACAAUCUGAGUGUUUUGUUGGUUUUCUCUCCUUUCAACCAGAGGCCUUUAGAGUACAAUCUUUUCCAGUAGAUCUGAUGGUCUAAUAUAUUCUGUAAAUAAAUAUGUAACUACGUUAGUGUAUCAGCACAGCUGUAUCACACAUUUAGCAAACAUAUUCAGGGGAGAUCUUUACAGUGACACUUCCUGACCAAAGAAAACAUACUGUAGGCUGUACAGUAGGAGGCUGACAGAAAGACAGUACAGAAAAGUGAGUUCCCCUGUAUUUUUCUAGAAAAAAUGCCUAGAUAAAAAAUAGUGGGGGGAAUUUUCAGCCUAGACCAAAAUUCUUAGAAGCAAACAAACACUUCUGCAUAUGAAUUGUUGUUUCUUUAGCUUUCUGUUGCACUGAAAUCAUUAGCUUGAACUGGAUAUGCCUCUGAUUCCAUGAAGAAAUGUUAAAUAGGAUCAUUCAGGACUUUAUUGCACACAUAAACUAUCAAGUUUCCCAAAUAGUUGUGGCCAUUUGCAGAUGUGAAUUAUACUUGUCUUGAAAUUUUCUACACAGUUGCACAUAGUUUUAUGAAAAGCAAAGCAACAUUUUAAAGCUGGAAUUGUGUUCUCCAUAUUGAUGUCUUUCAGGUUGUCUUUUCAUGUUUUUAUUAUUGGGUGAAUGUUCAGAAACUUCACUUGGAUUUCUUGCUGGAGCAUUUAUUUGCUUUAUUCUGGACUUUUUUUUUCUUUUCUCCUAUCAUCAGAGAAAUUCAGGUAUCUCACUACAUUUUCUUGGUACCUAGAUAAAUGAUUGCAUAGCACACAUACAGCUGUAACUGCCCUCCGUGUGGGAUACUCGAGUGAUGAUCAACACAGCCAUGUCAGAAACAUUCCCUUUGAGAAGAUGUUUGGGAUUUUUUAAUGAACUAGAAAGCAUCUCCUUUUUUUUCAUCUUCAUGCACAGUUAAUCCAUUUUCCCAGAUUUUUUGGUAUGUUCUAAUCAGGGACACAUGGGAGUUUCAAGGGAAAAUCCAAAGGAACAUUACAACGAAAAUUCGGUGGUUUAUCCUUUCUUUUUUUCUUUAUUUUUUUUUUUUUUUCAAUAGUGUAUGUUUGCCCUUUAAAACAGAGCAGACACAACCGAUUUAUGAGUGUUUGGGAUAAAAUUCCGUGCUUUGUGACUGGGUGUAUGUGAUUUUCCUCCUAAUCACAUUAAUUUCCUAGUGGUCUAUACGCAGGGGAUUGAAUGCAGCAACCUGAUUCUGUGUAAGCUACUACGAAUAAGGAGGGGUUAUGGAAGAUCCUCUUUCUACAUUCUU